GGUGCUCAAGGAGAGUGGCUUGUUUGAAAUUGUUUUAACAUAUGAACGGAGCUGGAAAUAGUGAUUGUAGAAAAUGGGAAGAUGUUUACUUGAUGCUUAUUUCCAACCAGAAUCCAGCAGAUGGCAUUCCGAUCAAAGGGACGUUGUUUUUAACAGAUGAUGGAACAAAAGUAAGCAUUCACUGGGUUCCCCAUCAGGACCAAGACUCUUCUUUAUCGCAAGAAGAUACAAAAGGAUGUGCAAUAGAUAUUAGAGAUAUGGAUUUCCUUAUUAUCCGGAAAACUCCAUUUUCUCCGUGUCGUGGAGUCUACUUGUCUCUAAAAUCGAAUGCAACAUAUGGUCCGUUUGAAUUCCGCAGUGGUGGUUCAUCUUCAUUUCUGCAAAAUCUGAGUAGUUUGGCUGAUGUUAGAAAAUGCGAUGAUUAUGAAAAUCGAUAUAGUGUAAGACCCCGUCCACAAAUAAAUUUCCCAUCUAACUAUCAUCUUCCUCAACAUUAUGUACAAAACAAAAGACAAUUCAGUUCAGGAGUUGUUGGAACACCUUUUUCUAACCAAUUGGGUGCUUCAUUGAGAAAUAUUGGACUGCAUGUCAAUACACUUGUGCAAAAUAUAUUAUCGCCUAACUUAGAUGAAAAUGUUGCUCCUGAUGGCACUUCAGAGGAAUAUUUAACAAAAUGUAUUGCAGAAGAUCUCCGAACGAUUGAAUCCACUGGUCUUAGGACUACAGAUGAAGGGGGUUUCGCUGUUGUUGAGCGGCGACCAAACCCAAUUUCCCUCCCUCCACUGCCUAAUGUUCACCGUUCCUUACCGUUGAAUAUGAGUCAGUGGAAAAAGUCUUUGGAUCCAGAAGGCCGGGUGAAUCGACCUGAAAACUUACGUGAAAUCAUUUUUAAUGGUGGUAUUGAAAAAGAUUUGCGACCUAUAGUUUGGAAGUAUUUACUCGGUUAUUAUCAAUGGACGUAUACUACAGAAGAAAAUGAAAGGUUAAGAGCUGAAAAAAGUCGUGAAUACCAUACAUUGAAGGCAUUUUGGAAGUCAAUGUCAGCUGACAGGGAAGCCAGAUUUACUUUGUUUCGUGAUCGCAAAUGUUUUAUUGAUAAGGAUGUCCCACGAACCGACCGUAAAACUGAUUUCUAUAGUGAUGAUAAUCGCGGGAAUUUGACGCGCCUCUCAGACAUACUUAUAACUUAUACUAUUUAUAAUAUGGAUUUUGGUUAUUUUCAGGGUAUGAAUGAUUUACUUGCGUUAAUUCUUUAUGUCGUAAAGGAUGAAGAGGAUUCUUUCUGGUGUUUUGUUGGUCUAAUGAAUAGACUUGAAUCCAACUUUGAUGGAGAGUUAAAUGCUGUAAGAGAACAGUUCAAUCAGUUAUUUUCGCUAAUUGAAAUAGUUGAUCCUGCAUUCAGCGAAUACCUUGAAAUGAAAAGUGCCAAAGAAAUGCCAUUCUGUUUUCGUUGGUUGCUAAUUCAUUUUAAAAGAGAAUUUUCCUACAAUGAUACUAUGAUAUUAUGGGAGGUAAUUUGGACAGAUUAUCGUACAAAAAAUUUCCAUAUAUUUUUCGCUGCUGCUGUGCUAUUAAUGCAAAGAGAUAAUAUAAUGAACAGGAAAUAUGAUGCAAAUAGUAUAUUAAAGGUAAAUUUGACCUUAUUCAAAUGUUUUACUGUUAUUUAUAUUAUUCAGACAUAGUAAAACAUUGAUACGAUACACUACACCAGAUCUGAAAGUAUUUUUUUUACUUGUAAUGACUGAUGGGUUGGUUAACGGUACUGUGGUGAUGUGAAUGACAGAAUUUGUAUAGCAGUUGAACUUUUAUUAUUCUAGCAAGUCAACGUCCAUUGUGGGCAAUUUAGGUUAUUUUAUUGGAAAAUAACCAAUUCAACUUUUGAAAAUAAGGCCAACAUUACAGUUAUGGAAAAAAGGCGAUCCAGACUAUGGCUUAUAUUGAUACUACUUUUGUUACAAACAGCCUAACGGUUUAACUAUCUGAUUGACUUGUCAACGUAGAACUUCACACAGAAGGUCAGUAGUUCAAGUUAGCACACUGUAUAUAUAGCACACAAAGGUGAAGUAAAUAAAUUCAGGAGACUAUAAUGAACGGAGAUGUAUGGGAAAGAUAAUAAGUAAGUGGAAAGUAAUGAGACUUUAAUAGAUCUUAUAGUUCAAAGAGAGUGAAUAAAUCUGCAGCGUUGAGAACAAUGGCUCAAACCAACUGUCAACGAUUUCAUGGAUUGAUGCCGAGUAUUGGUUUAACCACUCCUAAUUCUUUUCCGACCUAAUCGUGUGCCAGCCAGCAUUGCUCCUUGAGGUAGGCGAUGGUGUGGUGUGCGCAACAUGUGCCCUAACCAUCUCAGUCUAUGUAAUUUCACAAUGUCAUCGAUUGACUUGAUUGACUUGUAUGAUACAUUUACCUAACCGUGCAACUGAAAUAGUUUCUACUUAACUGCUUUCUUCUUCUUCUCCUCGUCCUCGUCCUCGCCAACUUAGCAUGUGAAUGAAUUAUCAAUGAAAAUUCCACUAGAAGCAUCCCUUAAUUAUGCUACAGCUUUACUGUCUCAGUUAGAACAAAUUUCCGAUUCUCUACCGAAAUCCGUACGGAAUAUUAUCCAUGGACAGUCGUUGGCGAUGUCUAGACAUGUCAGUGAAUCAAAACAGAAAGGAAUCAAUUGUCCAGAUCCAUCAUCUAUAUACGACUAUUCGCCGACACUAUUAAAUGAAGAAUUAGAGGUGCUGAUGGACAAUGAAAUGUAUGAUCCUAAUAAAGAUGUGACUAAUCAGUCUAUUCUAAUGAUUCCUUCUGAUACUAAUCGACAGUUUUUUCAGUGAUUUUAAUGAAUUAACUAACUUGGUUAUUAUGCGAAACCAAGUGCAUUAUGUUAUUGGAUAACAAGUCAUAAU
Molecule: messenger RNA, 2891 nt
Organism: Trichobilharzia szidati
Lineage: Eukaryota; Metazoa; Platyhelminthes; Trematoda; Strigeidida; Schistosomatidae
Source: the annotation of a GenBank genome assembly